This is a messenger RNA of Cannabis sativa, 750 nucleotides long. RefSeq names its product cytochrome c oxidase subunit 5C-2. The record is from RefSeq and is a predicted model, not a curated record. The transcript is spliced from 2 exons. NCBI's taxonomy places the organism in Eukaryota, Viridiplantae, Streptophyta, Magnoliopsida, Rosales, Cannabaceae. Bases 327 to 521 code for a protein of 64 amino acids.
ACUGUAGCACCUACUGCACCUACAUACAUACAUACAUAAGUUAUAACCGGUUUUCAGUGAUAUACAUAUUAUGUAUAUAUGUUAUUACAAAUACCAUCUUAUUGUUUAGUAAUAUUAUAAUGAGUAAACUAUUAAUAGUAAAUAUUGUAGGGCUAGGCGGGAACCUAGUUUAAUAUUUUAUGUGAUAAUGGCCAUCUUUACUGAUUUGUGAUAUUCUUAAAUGACUAGAAAAACAAGGCAGAAGUUUUCUUUUGCUCAUACGUUCAUGUUGAUACUUACAUCAGUGUGAGAGGAGUCCUGUGAAUCCCUAUUUAUGAUUAACUGAAAUGGCUGGACACAAGGUUGCUCAUGCUGUCCUGAAAGGACCGAGUGUUGUCAAGGAGUUAUGCAUUGGAUCGGUUCUUGCAUUGGCUGCAGGUAGCCUCUGGAAAAUGCAGCACUGGAAUGAGCAAAGAAAAGUGAGGACUUUCUAUGACUUGCUCGAGAAGGGUGAGAUCGGUGUUGUGGUGCAAGAAGAGUAAAUAUUAGAUGUUUUUCUCUUAUGAUUUUCUUAUUUGGCUGCUUGCAAUCAUUUUGGGUUUUCCGCAUUUGGCUCUUGAGCUUUGAUGUUGAAUUUUCAAAGAAUAAAUUUCCCCUAUUCAAUUGUGGAUAUAAUUUGAUGUACUAUUGCAUCUUAUAGAAAUUGGUAUUUACUUUGCUUUGCGUCCACAUAGUUUUAUGGAAUUGCUUGAACUGCAUAUUAUGUGCUAA